Molecule: messenger RNA, 282 nt
Organism: Suhomyces tanzawaensis NRRL Y-17324
Lineage: Eukaryota; Fungi; Ascomycota; Pichiomycetes; Serinales; Debaryomycetaceae
Product: Arf family guanine nucleotide exchange factor
Exons: 2
Coding region: 1-282 (93 amino acids)
Biological process (GO): intracellular protein transport
Cellular component (GO): Sec61 translocon complex
Source: RefSeq, a predicted model, not a curated record
AUGCCCCUCAAACGCCCCAGUUCGUCAGCUCCAGGUGGCUUAAGAAGCGCAGUCAAGAGAAAGAACACCUCUGAAAAGAAGGCCCAAUCCAACAGCUCGUUGCCAUUGUCCACACGUGCUGCUGGUGCCGGCGGCUCGUCGUCCACCAUGAUGAAAAUAUUCACCGAUGAGGCCCAGGGCUUGAGAGUCGACCCAUUGGUGGUGUUGUUCUUGGCUGUUGGGUUCAUCUUCUCCGUUAUCAUCCUUCAUGUGUUUGCCAAGAUCACCGGAAAGUUCACUUAG